Molecule: messenger RNA, 774 nt
Organism: Vitrella brassicaformis
Lineage: Eukaryota; Vitrellaceae
Source: the annotation of a GenBank genome assembly
AUGGGCCCCGAAACGAUCGCGGCCACUUCGCGGCCCCAAAAGAAGGCAGAGAAGGUGGCGAAAAAUCCCGUCAUGGCUGGACCUUUGAAGGUCGCGUGGGUGAACGGGGAUCUCGUUACAUCGUCGAGACUUCUCAAGAGGAUCUUCUGCUGCUGUCCGAGAAGCCUGCGGCGUGCGAACGUGCGUGCGAGAAGGGAGCGGUUGCUUGGUGGGACUAAGCGAAUCCCAUCAGUCAGGCGUCAUCAGAGGACAGCUCAAGGAGCAGGACGGCCCAUUGAGAACGUCUGUGUUACACUGUAUUGGAAUCUCUCUCUCCGUCUUCAGCCUCGUAGCUGGUGUGUCGGGAGUCGCACAUGCUGCUGCGGGAGUCAGCGCUGCGGUGCAAAAGUUUCGCACGCCACAGCCGCCGCAGACACAGGUAACUGAAUCGAGGAGUGGGUGCGAUAAGCCAAUGGGUGAUCUCACGUGUGCCUAUUGACUGUAAUUUUUCAGGACACAGGAGUACAAGUCCCACCUCGGUAGACAUCGACCUUGUCGGUUCUGUCCAUGUUCCAAGCGAUAGAGAAUCAAGUCACUUCGGUUCGGACAGAAAGGCAAUCAGCGGUGCUGCCCUGGUGAGUAGGUGAUUUGUACCGAGUAGGCAGCGCGUGAUGGACGUCUUCAUGUCGCAUAUUAGCAGCCUGUCUGAUGUGAAAAGAUCCCUUCUGCACUAAUAUGCGAUGAAAGACGUCGACUUAAAUUGGUGCCGGCCGUUGUUGUCUUGUUGAAUGACAG